This is a messenger RNA of Microtus ochrogaster (prairie vole), 3366 nucleotides long. Its product is annotated as chondroitin sulfate synthase 1-like. The record is from RefSeq and is a predicted model, not a curated record. NCBI's taxonomy places the organism in Eukaryota, Metazoa, Chordata, Mammalia, Rodentia, Cricetidae.
AUGAUCUUAUCUAAUAACCUACUUCUUGAAGAGUGCAGGCGAGUUUGGGAGCAGGCCAGAGUACAUGCAGAUGAGAUUCACCAAACUCUUGCCUCCUACUCUCCUGGGGUAGAGGCGGUCUCAGAGCAAGAGCCACACUGGGAUUAUAAUACUCCAGGUGGGAUUUUAGCUGGGGACCAGUUUUUGACUUGCCUUCUGGCAGGUCUCCAUAAGGCUGCCCUCAAGCCAGUAAACUAUACUAAGCUCUCAGAGAUCAUUCAAGAUAUGAAGGAAAAUCCUUCUGCAUUUUUGGAACACCUCACAAAAGCUCUGUUACAGUAUACUAACUUAGAUCCAGAAACCAUGGAAGGCAGACAGUUACUCAUGAUUCAUGUUUUUAAUCAGUGCUACUCUGACAUUAGGGUUAAACUUGGAUAUUUGGAGAUAGACCUCUUGACCCCGCAGGCAGAAGUCUUAGAGUUGGCUUUUAAGGUGUACCAUGUGAGAAAUGACAAAGCCCACAAUCACUGUCAUGUGUUAACCACGGCCUUCCGACCAGCUGAGGUGACAGACCGCCUGAUCCGUGCUGUCUGUGCUGCUCCCUUGUCCCCCAGAGCUCAAGAACCACCAGACCUGUGUUUCAAAUGGUUGGAGCAUUGCAGUCUUGAGGAACAUGAGAACAUGGAUAAAGCUGAGGAGGAAAAGACAAUUGUUGUCAAGUCUAUGGGAGGUGUUGAUCACACCUUAAGGGAUGAAUUCAGAUGGAGUGCACUGCAGUACGCCGUUGUGGGGAAACGCAAAGUGGGCUCCGGGAAGCCGCUGUUGCCUUGCACCGGAGUAGCGCGUGCAGGGCAUGGUCCCCACUUAAAGGCGCAGGCCGCAGCGGUGCGGGCGGGCGCGCGGAACAAAGAGCCGGCGCCGGGCCUGCGGGCGGCUCGGGAGCCGCGAUGGGCGCGGCGGGCCCGCGGCUUGGCCGCGCACCGCUGGCGUGCCUGGCUCAGCAUGCUGCUCGGGCUCGUGCUGGGCUUCGUGCUCGGCUUCGUGCUGGGCUUCGUGCUCGGCUUCGUGCUGGGCUCGCGGGUCGUCCUGCCCCGCGCCUCGGAGCAGCUGAAGCGUGUGGGCCCGCGGAGGCGUCCCAGUCCCGAGGGAUGCCGGCCAGGGCAGUUGGCGCCGCAGCUAGGAGGUGCGCGAGGCUGUGCGCGCGGGGCGCAGCUCUGGCCGCAUAGCUCGGCCGCGGAGGGCGUCCCGCGUGACAGGAACUUUCUCUUCGAGAGGAGAUACCUGCAGACCCGCGCCGUGGCCGCCUACAGAACAUGGUCCAAGACAAUUCCUGGGAAAGUUGAGUUCUUCUCUAGCGAGGGCUCAGAUACAACUAUACCUAUUCCAAUAGUGCCCCUGCGGGGUGUGGAUGACUCCUAUCAGCCCCAGAAGUCUUUCAUGAUGCUCAAGUUCAUGCAUGGCCACUACUUGGACAAAUACGAAUGGUUUAUGAGAGCAGAUGAUGACGUUUACAUCAAAGGAGAUCGUCUGGAGAGUUUUCUGAGGAGUCUGAAUAGCAGCGAGCCCCUCUUUCUCGGGCAGACGGGACUGGGCACCGCAGAAGAGAUGGGGAAGCUGGCCCUUGAGCCUGGAGAGAACUGCAUGGGAGGGCCUGGUGUGAUUCUGAGCAGGGAGGUGCUUCGGAGAAUGGCACCACACAUUGGCAAGUGUCUCCGGGAAAUGUACACCACCCAUGAGGAUGUAGAGGUGGGAAGAUAUGUUCGGAGGUUUGCAGGUGGGCAGUGUGUUUGGUCAUAUGAGAUACAGCAGCUGUUUUAUGAGAAUUAUGAACAGAACAAGGAAGGGUACAUUAGAGAUCUCCAUAGCAGUAAAAUCCACCGAGCAAUCACUUUACACCCCAACAAAAACUCACCUUACCAAUGCAGGCUACACAGUUACAUGCUCAGCCGCAAGAUUGCGGAGCUGCGCCAUUGCACAAUCCAGUUGCACUGGGAAAUCGUCCUGAUGAGCAAGUACAGCGGCACAGAGGUCCACAAGGAAGACCUCCAGCUGGGGAUCCCUCCUGCCUUUAUGCGCUUUCAAGCCCACCAGCGAGAGGAGAUCCUGGAGUGGGAGUUUCUGACUGGAAAAUACUUAUAUUCAGCCACUGAUGGCCAGCCUCCCCUGAAAGGGAUGGACUCGGCACAGAAGGAGGCCUUGGAUGACAUCGUCAUGCAGGUAAUGGAGAUGAUUAACGCCAACGCCAAGACCCGAGGGCACAUCAUCGACUUCAAGGAGAUCCAGUAUGGCUACAGGCACAUGAACCCCAUGUACGGGGCCGAGUACAUCCUGGACCUGCUGCUCCUGUAUAAGAAGCACAAAGGGAAGAAGAUGACAGCCCCUGUGAGGAGGCAUGCGUACCUGCAGAAGACCUUUAGUAAGAUCCGUGUGGAGCACCAGGAGUUGGAUGCUCAGGAGCUGGCCAACAGAAUCAACCAGGACUCCGGGUCCCUGUCCUUCCUGUCCAAUUCCCUGAAGAAGCUCGUUCCCUUCCAGCUACCUGGGUCCAAGAUUGAGCACAAAGAGCCCAAAGAAAAGAAGAUAAACAUUCUGAUCCCUUUGUCUGGACGCUUUGACAUGUUUGCAAGGUUCAUGGGAAACUUUGAGAAGACAUGUCUUAUUCCAAAUCAUAACGUCAAGCUCGUCAUUCUGCUCUUCAAUUCUGACUCCAACCCUGACAAGGCCAAACAGGUUGAACUGAUGAGAGAUUACCGAGUCAAGUACCCUAAAGCUGACAUGCAGGUUUUACCUGUGUCCGGAGGGUUUUCAAGAGCGCUGGCCCUAGAAGUAGGAUCUUCCCAGUUUAGUAAUGACUCUUUGCUCUUCUUCUGUGAUGUUGACCUGGUAUUUACUGUGGAGUUCCUACAACGGUGUCGGGCAAACACAGUGCUGGGUCAGCAGAUCUAUUUCCCAAUCAUUUUUAGCCAGUACGAUCCAAAGAUUGUUUAUAGUGGGAAGGUUCCCAGUGACAACCAUUUUGCCUUUACUCAAAAAACCGGCUUCUGGAGAAACUAUGGGUUUGGCAUUACUUGUAUUUAUAAGGGAGAUCUUGCAAGAGUGGGAGGCUUUGACGUCUCCAUCCAAGGCUGGGGUCUAGAGGAUGUGGACCUCUUUAACAAGGUUGUCCAGGCCGGGUUGAGGAUAUUCCGGAGCCAGGAGGUUGGAGUCGUCCACAUCCACCACCCUGUCUUCUGUGACCCCAAUCUGGAUCCCAAACAGUAUAAAAUGUGCUUGGGGUCGAAAGCAUUGACGUAUGGGUCCACACAGCAGCUGGCUGAGAGGUGGUUGGAAAAGAAUGACCCCAGUUACAGCAAAAGCGGCAGUAAUGGCUCUGCCAGGACAGCUUGA